UGUGCUGUUUAAUUGCGUCACCACUAUGAUGGCGCUUCCGGACUGGACAGUGUAUUUAACGUUACUUUGUUUUGCUUCAGUAUGUGGAGGGUUUUACAUCUAUCGUGUUUUUAAAUGCGGCAGAAGUGCAUGGAAAAACAGUCUGAUCGGUAAACUGAUGGCUCGCACAGAGAAACCACUGUUUUGGAUAGCGUAUUCUCUAUAUACACGGACCAAACUCGGGUACAUAUUUCAUAAGAGGCAGAUAAGGAAAGCACAGGAGAGGUACCCUGCCGGCCACUCCAGAACUCAGCCUACUAUAAUAAACGGCAUCAAGAUCAUACCAGUGCCCAUCUUAUCAGACAAUUACAGCUAUGUGGUCAUUGACACUGCUUCAAAUAAGGCUGUUGUGGUUGACCCCGCUGACCCUCAGCCUGUUCAGGCCUGUCUAGAGGAAGAGGGGGUGACAUUACAAGCUAUUCUCUGCACACACAAGCACUGGGACCACAGUGGAGGGAACAAGGCUCUAAAGAGACGCUACAGGUCCUGUCGAGUGUAUGGGAAUGCUAUGGACAACAUUCCAGGCCUUACACACCCCCUUUCAGACAAAGACACAAUAGAUUUUGGAACUCGGCUGCACUUCAGGGUCUUCUUUACACCUGGACACACAGUGGGUCACAUGAUCUACUUGCUUGAUGGCCGAACAAUAGGUGGCCCCAGCAGUUUGUUUUCAGGGGACCUGGUGUUCCUCUCUGGAUGUGGGAGAAUGUUUGAGGGUAAUGCCUCAACUAUGCUGACUUCUCUGGAUACAGUGGGAUCGCUGAACGAUGAUACUCUGCUUUGGCCUGGACAUGAGUAUGCUGAAGAUAACCUGCUAUUUGCUGUUGAAGUGGAGCCUUGCAAUCUUGUGCGGGAUCAUAAGUUGCAGUGGGUGCUGCAACAGAGGGGUCAGAGACUCUGCACAUGUCCAUCCACCCUAGCGGAGGAGAAGCAAUACAAUCCCUUCCUGCGGAGUCACUCUCAGGAUCUCCAGCGGGCCCUGGGUCUGCAGCAGAAGCAGGACGAGGACUGGACGUCAUAUCGCACCCGUGUUCUAGAGGAACUGCGUAGACGGAAAGACCUUUAUAAGGCGCGAUAAGGCUCUCAUCCACUGAUAUUUGAAAGACGCAACCACUGAAACCAUUCCAAGCUAAACAUGUACUGUUCCCUUUGUAUUACUACUGUGCUGGAUUAAAAAACCACUAAUGUGAAUUUGAAAAGUGACCUGAAAGAAAAAGUUAAGUAGCCCUGGGCAUUAUUUGUAUAAAAAAUGUAAUGUGGGGUGUAAAAAAAAAUGUAAAAAAAUGUAUUUGAACUUUUAGAAUGUGGUAGACUUUGAAAGGCAUUGUCUGAACUUUUCCAAUUGUUAUAAUUUAUUUUUUUUAAACAAGCUCUCCUGUCAUGCUAAAAAGCAGGGGACUGUUUCAUAAAACAAGUUUACCAAAUAAGCCAAGCUUGUUUCAGUUAGUCUGACUUAUUUUCACUUGCUCAAGCUCAGUCACUGUGGCAAUUUAUGCUGGAAAAUUAACCAGGUCCAGAGCAAGCGAACUGUCUAAGGGUAAGCUAAGUUCCUAAAUUCUAAAUUCUAAGUUCUAAUUUAUUGUGCCAAAAAGAUAAGGAAUUAUUAUUAUUUUUAAAGAUUUAAACAGGUUUUUAUGACAGCUGUACCUUUUAUGGUUAUUAGUACAACAUUAAAACAUUACCAUUUAAAAUUUAUCAUUAAAGCAUUUAAAACACUAAAUUAAAAGUUGAAAAUAAUGGAAAUCAGACGGCCUGUAUUAGCAGCUUACAUUUGAUUUACAGUUACUGCCAUGAUAUAAUAACUUGUAUGCAGGAUUCAAAUUCUACACGCUCAUAUUUAAUGUCCAACAACAAAUAUAAUAACAGAAUGUAUUUUUUAUCCAGAAUUAUUGCGACAUCAUUCUGUGUGGUGAGACACCAGUCCUCGCCCUAUCCUGACCGCAAAAUGGCUAUAUUUUCAUGACACUGCCUGAUUUCUGAAAUUUACAGAUGAAAAAUACCCCUGUGACGUGUCAGUUAUGGACAGGGGAAACACAAUGUCUGAAAUGCAUUAAACAGCAUUAGCUGGAUCGAAUUAGUGCGAUUGCGUGAAUUUAAAUUAUAGUUUAUGAAAACUCUUUAGUCCCGAUUUAUUUUAUUUAGGUAAUUUCAAAUCAGGUUUUGGACUUUAAUCCCAGUUUUUCUUAGCGUCUUUUAAUGAAACAGCACCCAUGUGUUUUUACUAAACAUUGACUCUGUUUUGGAGAUGUGCAAAUACAAUAACGUUUAAUCUGUUUUGAAUACUUAAGCACUGAUAUUUAUGAACGGUUUGUCAUAAUAAAUGAACUAUUAACAAA
Carassius auratus (goldfish) is the source of this 2375-nucleotide messenger RNA. It is a transcript of the gene pnkd, whose product is annotated as PNKD metallo-beta-lactamase domain containing. Gene Ontology annotation, molecular function: hydroxyacylglutathione hydrolase activity. The record is from RefSeq and is a predicted model, not a curated record. Gene Ontology annotation, cellular component: mitochondrion. The coding region runs from base 26 to 1117 and encodes 363 amino acids. NCBI's taxonomy places the organism in Eukaryota, Metazoa, Chordata, Actinopteri, Cypriniformes, Cyprinidae. The transcript is spliced from 9 exons.